Molecule: messenger RNA, 4829 nt
Organism: Grus americana (Whooping crane)
Lineage: Eukaryota; Metazoa; Chordata; Aves; Gruiformes; Gruidae
Product: ferritin light chain-like
Exons: 3
Coding region: 383-1216 (277 amino acids)
Biological process (GO): intracellular iron ion homeostasis; iron ion transport
Cellular component (GO): cytoplasm
Molecular function (GO): ferrous iron binding; ferric iron binding
Source: RefSeq, a predicted model, not a curated record
UGGCAGAGGGACGUGGGCUGGGGCUGAGGGCCGAGGUGCCACACCGCUCCGUGGGCUGCCGUGGGCCGGCCCAGCACCUCCCGACUCGCGCAUCGCCGGCUAUUCGCCGCGCAGGCACGGCUACGGCGGCCAUCGCCGAGAGGGACGAGGCGCCCCGGGCGCGGGGAGAGCCCACGGGCAUGCAGGAGAUGGCGGCGCUCGCUCACCCGGCCGCCUUGCCCCCCCCCUCCCCCGGCGAGGGCGGGCAGCCCCACGCACCUCCCGUCGGCGCGGGCCGGGAGGGAGGCGGGGAGGGGGCGGCCCAGCGCCGCCGUGCGCUGCAAGGUGUGUCCCAGGUGCCCAGGCUAUAUCAGGCGGGGCGGCGGGGCGGUGCAGCUGUCCCAUGGCGGCGCCCGCCAUGGCCGAGCCGCGCUCCAAGCGGCCCCGCGUCACGCUGCCCGCCUGCCCGGCGCACCGCCCGCUGCCCGGCAGCCGCGUGAGGCAGAGCUUUCCGCCCGCCGUGGAGGAAGGCCUCUGCGGUGUCACCGGCGCCCUGCUGGAGCUCGCCUACUGCCUGCAGGCGCUGGGUGAAUAUUUUGAUCAGUCUCAUGUGGCUCUACCAAAUGUUUCAAAGUUCUUCUUGCAUCAAGCGCUGGAAGAGAGAAAAGCUGCAGAAGCUUUGAUGAAGUAUCAGCAAGAAAGAGGUGGCCAUUACUGUUCUAAAACCAUCCAGAAACCAAACUGUGAGUAUGCAGUCGGUCUGAUGAAAGCCCUGGAAGUAGCAAUGAUACAGUGGAAAACUAUGAUACGAUAUUUUGAAGAGCUUUAUGCCCUGAGUAUUGAAAAUGCAGACCCUCACAGUGCAAGCACUAUCAAGAAACAGUUUAUCGGGCCCAAAAUCCAGAAGAUCAAGCUGAUGGGAGAUCUACUGACCAAUGCUCGCAGGCUUGACUGUUCCCAAGAUGGCAGAAAUAGUCUUGGGGAUUACUUUAUGGACCGGUUGCAGAAAGAGUUCAGAACCGGCAUAGAGCCAGAGUCUAGCCAGCACUGCAGCCCCUGCCCGCCUCUCCAGCACUGUACAGGAGCUGCAGAGGGUCUGAAGCGACCCCAGAGAGAAUCUUCCCAGCACAGAAACGGCAUAGGGCCAAUAUACGCAACCAUCCACUGCACUACCAUGCUGCCGCAGUGUAAUGAUGGAACAGGAGCAAAAGUGAAGCAGGGCAGGGAGGGCCUUUAAUGCUGUGGCUGUUGCAGAUAUGAUGCAGUACCUAAGGCAGACCUGUACAGAGGGUGGACUUGAGACCACAGCUCAGGAGACAUGAUGCUGUAUUGCUCCUCCUGCUUUACAGCCUGACCCCUGGUCCACUGUGAGUCACAGCUCAAAACCUGGCCCAUACCCUUAUUUUGUUAAAAUGAUAGCAAGGUUGCUAGUUACUUAGACUGUUGGCAUUAGUCACACUUUUAUCUAUGCAAUUCUUCCUAGAAGCCAAAAGCUUUUAAGCCUCUCUUCUGUCUUAAAUGAUUAAUAGGCUUAGUUAGUGCAAAUUAUUUUUAACAGUAUAUAUAACUUUUUUAAAAAAAAAAAAACACCACCAAAAUGUAACUUUAGUACAAGGAAACUUCUAUGUGGCAGAAAAUCCAAAGAUUUAGUUUUAUAUUAAAUAUUUUAUACUACUACCAAGUAUACUAACAUAAUGAACUUUUUUAAAGACUUGUUUUAAAACAAAGUUUUCUUGUCUUAUUUCUGUCAUAGUAGCAAUUUAAAUAAGUAGUCUAAUUCAUUUACUUAUCACCCAGCUAUUUCUAGUGGUAUACUUCUCCAAGAUAAAGGAUGGAAACAUUUCUUCAACAGUGGGAAUAAGACAACGUGCUGUUUUUCUCUACAGUUAUUUGCCUAGUUGGCUUUUCUCAUCCUCAGAAAGCAGAUGAUAAAUUAGGGGUUCUCAUUAGAUGUGAUCUUUACGGGCUCUAGUGCCUAUCUUGCAAAUGUCACUGAAGACUCUCACUCUAGGGCAUCCUAGACUUAACCUAGGAUGGUUGCUUUAAUUACCAUCCAGACCCUUACUUCAGCUGGCUAGAUUAUGGUAUUACUAUGAUACUACUGCUAAUUCUUAUAUUCUCUAUCUUGGGCCUCAGUAGAGGAAUGAGAUCCUAGUGAAAAUGCAGCACACUUAACUAGAAUUGCAUUGUAGAAAGUGGCCACUCAAUAGUUUUGCAUUUCAGUUAGGGCAGUGUUCAAUUAGGGGGGCUAUUAGCACCACCCCACCUAAAGCCUUUACUUUAGCCAGCUUGGUUAAAGUUCAGAGGUGUCCAAAUUCCUUCCAUUCAUCUCCUACAGGAGUGCCCCUUGUACACUGGCUACCAAGGUCACCUAAGAAGAGCAACUGGCUCUGCAGCUAGGGCUUUUUUUGUCAUUAUAUAUGACAUCUUUUAUGCAGUUAGGGUUUGCUUCAUUGAAAAACUGUCUCACACUUUAUGUAAUACUGUAAGCAAUACUCCUAUUAUGCUUGAAAAUAAAUUCAGUUCAAUGUUAAAAAUGGCACUUUGCAUCUACAUUGUAUUCCUCAAUUUACCACAUAGGCAUGCUAGUAUUCUUUUCCAAGGGAUUUUUGCAUAUGUAUCCAAAACUGCACCAGUACUUUUCUACUACUAAGAAAGUUGCACAAGAUGGAAGAGUAGACAACAGAAUGAAAAUAAAUAUCUGAAAACUGCAUUAAGAUAAGAACAUGGCACAAUAAAAUACUUUCAGUAAACUCUGACUUUUAUACACAGCUGCAGUUAAGUAGCCAUUUCUGCAGAACUGUAUUAGCCCACCUACUUUCUGUUGAUGGUGUGACACAGGACAAUUACAAUGCAGAUGCUUUCCCAAUCUUUCCAUUAAUAUGAUUCAACCUUGGGGGAGGGAGGAUCGCUUUAAAACAAUCCCUGUAUUCAUCUGUGAAAAUAUUGCAGUGUGCUGUAAGAAUGGCUUGAAGUACUUUUAGCAACAUGCCAGAUUUGCCUAUGUCGAGAUGGCUGCUCUCUAAUACAGCAGUAGUUUAAAAGAUAUUUCCAUCUGGGCUAGAUUCCAUCACCCAUCCUCAUGCUGAGCAUACCUUAUUCAACAAUUAGUUCCACUGACUGCAAUGCAACAUAAAAAAGAGCAAUGGAAUCCAUCCCUCUCAGUAUUAAAAUACAGCUCACUAAGUAUGAAUAGGGCAAAGCUACUAACUGAAUUAUAAACUAGUACCAUAUAAAACCACUUCAAAUACUAGUGGUAAUGUUUGACCUACUUCUACAGCAAUCUUCUCCUUUAAGAGUUGGUGACCUUCUGAAAUGUAGGUACAGCCUCCUCCAAGGUUUCCAGCACUUAAGACUGUCUUUUACCUUAAAUUAAUUUCAAUGUAACAAAGGGACCAAAACUUAAUUUUUUCAAAGCAAGGCUUACCUGCCUCUUCUUUUUCCCUGACAUACUGCCAUGCCUAUUUCUCAGAGACUCUUCUCAUAUUCAUCUUUCUAGCCAAAUGUAUCCACACAUUCUCAGAUUUUAGGUCCUUCUUUCUCCCUUUUCCAAAACACCUUCUGGGCCCUCUGCCUGAAGAGACAAUUCCGGUCAUUUUAGAUAAACUCACAAUGAGCUAUUUUCCCAGCCUCUACACUCUGAAAAAGAAAAAUCAAUCAGUUACUGAUGAUAACAAGCUCUUCUUGUCCACACGCUGCUUCUGUUGAGAGGGCAGGCACAUACACUGAAUAUGACCUCAAACUUUCUUAACAAUACCUGUCUAUUGGGUAUGAGUCUGUUGAUGCUUCUCAGCACAGGAAGUACAACCUGCCUCUGCCUUCCCAGCUUCCUUUUCAGUCACACCCUGAAAAAAAAGGAGAUGAAGGAUGAAUGUGGAACAGGUAUAAGGGCAACAACACCUACAGAAACUUCACAAAUUCUCCUUCUCUGCUGAAUGGUUGUUCAUACGCACACUCUGUAUCUGUACUUCCAAAGCAAUGCCCAAACCAUCCAAACACACAAUCUAGGGCAGCUCAGAAUAGCUACAGCAGCACCACUACCCUAAAUAGAGCAUCCAAACUGGAACUCUGGAGAGCCCUAAUCUUUACUGAAAUUAUGAGUUACAGCCACAGAAGCUUCCAAACAGGUAUUAACAAUGGCAUACUUCUAAAUGCUUGCCAUAAGCACUACCGAUGGUUGCAUGGAAAGGGCCCUUUUUGCCACCUACUCUGAGUGAGGAAUUCACUUAAAGUCUCUAGGUGGAGAUCAUGCUGUCCUUCAUCUUCUCAAUUUGUGUGGCCAUAGUUGAGAGGAGUACUUCAGGAUUUGUUCUUUGCAAGGACUUUUUUCAGGCCCCACUGUAAAAGGCAGCAUCCUUCUGGACAAACCCAUCUUUGGGAAUAACGCUGGAAACUGAAUAUUAGUUCUGGUGGCAGCAGCAGGGAAGGAGUCCUCAAGGGCACCUUCACUGGAAGAUCACUCUGAGCAGAAUUCACCAUCUGGUCAUGGCCUUCUGACUUUCACUUAGGUGAAUUCAUGCACUUAAGCUCAUUCACGGGCAAUUACUGGCAGUCUCCUUGUGUUGCUUGUCCAAGUCCCACCAUUCGUUACCACUUUGCCCAAGGUAACCACUAUGCAUGCACAUCCCAGAGUGCCUUUUCCUGGAGUCAAAUAUAACCUAGAAACACACAGUGGCAGAAUACACUACAUCACUGGCUAAAUAUUAGGUAAAAUUACCUUUUUCAUAAAUGAAACCAGUGAUCUGGAGAGAGUUUAAGUGUCUUGAGUGGGUCACACAGCCAGCACCAAGCCUUGAUAUCCCAAUUUACACGUUCAGUUGUGACAGCAUACAACUAUUUCUCAUUUAUAC